AUGUCCUUCCGCUGCACUGGCGCCAUGGCUGGGCGCAUCAUGCGCAGCUUCCCACAAGUUUCCGGAACCUGGCGGAUGGCCGCCACGGCAUUCAGCCGACACGCAGCGCAGCGCUGUCCCCGCAGCUUGGCGAGCCAAAGCGACAACUCGCAUGUCCCCCGCAUGCGACAAGUGGCCUGCGCACCACCAAGUCUCACAUCAUGCGACGACGAGGCCCUGCCAAAACUGCUUCAGAAAGUGCAGGCACCCAGCCAGACGAGGCCAGGUGCCAAUCUCGGUUCGGCGAGUCUUUGCCUUUGCGGCAGGGCAAAACCCUCUUUCGGGUGGCCGCAGGAUGCGCAGCCCUCCCACUGCGGCAGAUGCAAGUCCGAGGGGAUGAUAAGGCUUCGAGGCCCCAAGUGCAGAUGUGGCAGAGCGUGGCCAGUGUUCGGGAUGCUUGGUGAUGAGCGACCGGCUUGCUGCAGGAAGUGCAAGGAAGAAGGCAUGAUUGACAUCAGAAAUCCGCGCUGCAAGUGUGGCAAGGCUCGGCCUUCUUUCGGCUUUGCCGACAAUGAGCAGCCCACGGCUUGCAGUCAGUGCAAAACUGAUGAGAUGAUCAACAUUGCGAGUCCCAGGUGCCAGAUUUGCAGCAAAAUAGCGUGCUACCCAGACACAGCUGGUAAGUCAAGACAGUUUUGUGCUGCACAUUCAGCUGAAGUCACGUCAGCCGGAACAAAGAGAGAAGAGCGUGAAACCUCGAGCAGGGCAAGUCUUUGCUUGUGUGGGCGGGGAAAGUCAACUUUUGGAUGGUCACAUGAAGCAGGGCCCACCUGCUGCGGCAAAUGCAAGGCAGAAGGGAUGGUGAAGCUUCGAGGCCCCAAGUGCAGAUGUGGCAGAGCCGAGCCAGUCUUCGGGAUGCCAGGUGAUGCCAGGCCAUCCUGCUGCAGCAAGUGCAAAGCCGACGGCAUGGUGGAUAUCAAAAAUCGGAAAUGCCUGUGCAGGAAAUCUCAGCCAAAUUUUGGUUUUCCAAACGAUGCGCGGCCUACAUGCUGCACUCAGUGCAAAAAGGAAGGCAUGGUAGACAUCAUUAGCCGCAGGUGCGAGUGUGACACAGCCGUGCCUUGUUUUGGCUAUGCUGGUGAUGCCCGUGCCACCUGCUGCAGCAAGUGCAAGCGCGAUGGCAUGGUGGACAUCAAGAAUCUACGGUGCAACUGCGGCAAAGCCCGGCCUUCUUUUGGCUUCAGCGAUGAUGUGCGACCUACUUGCUGCAAGCAGUGCAAGGCAGCUGAGAUGGUGAACAUCAUAAGUCCAAAAUGCAAGAUAUGCAACAAGCUAGCCUUCUAUCCAGAUGAAGCUGGCCGACCACGACAGCUUUGUGCAGUUCAUUCAGCUGAAGUGGGAGCUCAUGUGCUGUCCUCGCCCCGUCGAUCCCGGAUUGCCAGUGAGUGCUUUGAUGCUUUGGAGGCCGAGUGGGACCACAAGCUGCCCUUCCGCUACAGAUUGGGCACCUGGUCAGGUGAGGAGGUUGCAGGGCUGGUGCCAAGUCGAAACCUGCAGCCAGACGCCUACGACCCAGAGGCCCGCAAAAUAUUCGAGUUUCUGGGGAAUUACUUUCACGGAUUCCCUCCGCACCAUCCACAGCACGACAGCUUCGUGUGCGUGGGUGGCCGACCUGCAGCUGAGCUGCACGCAGAGACCAUGGCACGCCUGGACUUGUUCCUGGCAGAGGGCUUUGAGGUGGUCUACGUGUGGGAGCAUGAUUUCAUCCAGUGGCAGCGGGAAGUCGCCAUGGGCACGGCCCUUUCCCUUGCCACGCAAUUGAUCCAGCAUGGCGCUGCCGCUGACAAAAAGAAGCUCGCGGCACGCGCAGACGUUGGUGAACGCGUGCUGGGAGGACUCAGGUCUUGGUCUGUGGUGGGCUGUUUGUGCACAUGGUAUUGUUGA
This is a messenger RNA of Effrenium voratum, 1923 nucleotides long. The record is from the annotation of a GenBank genome assembly. Lineage: Eukaryota; Dinophyceae; Suessiales; Symbiodiniaceae.